Molecule: messenger RNA, 672 nt
Organism: Prunus armeniaca (apricot)
Lineage: Eukaryota; Viridiplantae; Streptophyta; Magnoliopsida; Rosales; Rosaceae
Source: the annotation of a GenBank genome assembly
AUGUCCCAACGGAGUCACGGUAGCACUUGUCUUUGUGCGACCCGUGACAAAAGGCAGAGAUACUGUUUAUUGAUCAAAGCUGUACUUGCAGUUCUGUAUACUGUUGCCAGCACUUUCCAACCGUUACCUCAAGACAUUUAUCGCUAUGAUUUGAAGGACCCUUUCAGUCUACAGAAGGGGUGGCUUUUGUGGGCAGAGAUUGGUCUUACUGGUGCAAUAGCUGCCAUCGCAGUGACAGGGGCUGCAGCGUCCUUGUUCAAGGGGGAGAGCCUAGAGAGAGAGGAGGACGCUCUAGUUAGCUUAUUUCCACUGAUUGGAUCUUCAAGUGUCAGGCACUUUACAAGCACUGCUUGCUUGUUGGGUGUCACUGGAGUUUUGGCUCCGAUUCUUGAGGAAACUAAGUUUAAACUAGUGUGUUGGAAAGUGGAGGCUGGAUUAACUAGUAAUCUGCCACCCAGGGUACCUACUCCAGUUGCUAUUGGAAUAAGUGCAGUUGUAUUUGCACUUGCACAUCUCACUCCGGAAGAGUUUCCCAGUUGCUCUGCUGUGGGAUUGUCAUAUGCUCAAACUCACAACCUUUUAACCCCCAUCACAAUAGAUGCUCUCUGGAACUCAGGAGUGAUAUUGCUUCUGACCUUCCUUCAUAUAAACAUGAUGAUGUCCGAGUAUUGA